Stylophora pistillata is the source of this 2477-nucleotide messenger RNA. RefSeq lists its product as uncharacterized. The record is from RefSeq and is a predicted model, not a curated record. NCBI's taxonomy places the organism in Eukaryota, Metazoa, Cnidaria, Anthozoa, Scleractinia, Pocilloporidae.
CGCAUCAAAACAAACAAAGCCGGACGGUCAUUUCGGGAAAAACUUUGUGACUUCGCCGCGAUAUAACAAUCAGUAGAAUACUUUGAAAGAAUCGAGAACUUAAAUUCGAAAUUUUAGGACAAACCCUUGCGAAAGUCUUCUACAAAGUCGCGAAGGUUCAAGUAAACAUCCGAAGAAGUACUCAUUUCAUUAUCACGUCAUAUCUAGAGGACCUCGGUUUUCAUUGCUAUCACCUUUCUGUAUCGAAGUGGAUGCUGUUGUUUUUAAUGAUGAAAAGCCUCUUUUAGAGGUAGACAACACAGCUGUAACGUACAGUAAAGAAAUAAAUAUCAAGAGAGAUGGGAAACGAAGUGAGUACAGUCGGAGGGGCAAUCGCCACCGCUGCCACUUCAGUUGCCGCUGGAGCUACGUUUGGACAGGUAGAUACACUGAAUAAUGCUGUGGUCGAAUGCGCCAAGUUUACGGGAAAUGCCGCUUCUAAGACGGUUGUACGUCACGUUGGAGAAACGGUAGGCUCCGCCGUAGCAACUGGUGCCGUGGCAGCCGCUUCCGGAGUCACUCUUGGACGAGUAGAUACCUUAAAUAAGACUGUUGUCAAGUUAGCAAAGCAUACGGCUGAGGCUGCGGUCAAAUCUGGCAGAGUAGUCAUUCACACCACCAAUGAAGUAGCCAAUGGUAUGCCUGUGAUAGGGCACAUCAAAGGUGGUAUACACUAUGCCAUCGGAGACAGAAAGAGGGGGAGCGAGGCAAUGAAGAAGGCUUCAAGGUCAACCGGUGUUGUCGUAGGGGGCGUUCUAGGGGUAUCUGGUGGUCCGGCGGGAAUGGUGGCCGGGGGCAUCGCAGGGGGAGCGGUGAUGGAUGGCAUAACAACUGGAGUAGAGUCGGCUGUAGAAGGGAAGUAUACUCCAGCUGGACAGAUCAAAGCUUGGACCAAUGUUGCCACGGGUAAAGACCCACAGACGAUCAUCGGGGGCGUGGUGGGGGGUAUUAUGUCCCCCAUAAUGGACGGAGUAGGAGGGUAUGAUGUCGGAACUCUCUUUAAAGGAGGUAGAGUUACGCAUCCACACGACCAUCAUGACUUGGCGGAGUUCGAACAUGUAGAAGUUCCAAUUGAAUCCGCUUCCGGAAAGUCAGAACCUGAAACAAAUCGUUCCAAGGCUGAUCAAGGAAGGGGCGAGGUACAAGGUGAGUCAUCAGCCGUGACAAGAGCCGAUAGAGGUGAAGAUCAAUCACAUACUAAUGGAAGGAGGGAAGCAGAAGAUAGAUCAAGUGAAGUCGCUGAAGGGGUGAGUCGAUUAGUUGGCGAGGGAAGAGAAGCAGAAGGUGUAGGAAACGACGAAGAGGGUGGAGUCUCUAGAAGGAUGGAGCAUUCAGCAGGUGGGGCAAGGGAAACAGAAAUUGAGAAGGGUCAAACAGAAGUCGAGGAAAACAAAAUAGAGAGUGGUGAAAGCGACGCAGAUGGUGAAUUCGGUGAAUGGGUGUAUCUAUCAGCUGAAGAGACAAGCGAGGAUGAAGACAAGAGAAGAGGAGGUGUUUCAAAUAUAGGCGAGUCAAGUAGCGGUAUGGAUGUGACAGGCAGACCUUUGGGAAGCAAUGGAUCAUCAAUUAUCCGUGCUUGGAAAACUGCACUCAGCGAAGGAGAGGGUGAAAUCAUUCACCUGUCAAAGCUAGAAGAUGGAACGCUUUACCGAGGCGUGAUUAAGGGCAAAAACCCAUACAGUGCAGAUGGUUAUGAGGCACAUUUGGGCGAAGGAAUUCACUUCACAGAUGACCUUGAUGAAGCUAUUGACUUUGCUACGUUACAUGGAGAAGUGUACCAGUUCGAGUUUAGCGCCACUGAAUGGCGGGAUUAUAUGAAGAACUGGGCGCUUGAACAAGAAGGCACAGUCAGAAAUCUAAGUGGUGUAGAUGAAUUCCAAGUUAUCAAGACCACUUAUGGGAGCAUAAACCACUACCGAUUCAGCCCUCAUAUAGUCCUGGUGAUCGAACAGAGAGACGCCCUUGUAAAACUGAGAGAUGUCAGUACCUCGUCCAAAUGUUCUGUAGCGUGACUGAACGUUGGUUACUUCAUACCCCUGGCGUAUUCAGGUUUCAGUUACUGACGUACCACAAGUUUACUGUGAAACUGCUAAAAUAGUUUUUUCUAUCGCACAUCGUGUUGACGAAGUUGAAAGGUGGUUGUAAUCAAGGGUUUCUUUAAGUAUUUAAGUUAAAAAAAAGGCACUUUCUUCCGGUUUAUCGACAUCAUAGCCCACGCGGGAUUGAGUGAGAAGCUUUGAGAGAACAGAAAUAAAGUUCAUAAAGCACGAACCAAGGUAAAUGAUACAAGAGCUUCUCUCGUGUUGGCUGAACGUUACUGUGGGUUACAAUACCUGCGAGUCGAUAGGAAUUACGGUUUUUCGCCCAUAUGAAAUAAUUGUAAAACGUUUCGGUUUUUUGUGGGUUUACUGGUACAUUAAAAAAUAGGUUUUAAUCAA